GGCCAUUUUCUUUGGUUCCCCCUGCUGGACGAAAACAGCGUUUAUAGUCGGUCCCCGCUGGAGACGCUUUUGUGGCUACAUUUCUGCCUUAAAGACGUGGCUAAAUGUCUCCUUAGGGAAAGGGAACCGGGUUGUUUGGCUAUAUUCUGGGUUCCCAACUCAAAUCCAGGCAGGAAAGACGCGGACGGUCAUCAUCAUCCUUUCUGCAAAGCAGCUGCGAUUCAUUGGGAACUAUGUAAUGUUUAUGGACCAAAUGUGAUGAGUGAAGGUGUCGUACAUCAGUGGUGUCGCAUGUUUAAAGAUGGACGAACUGACGUGCACGAUGAGUCAAGAAGUGGCCGCCCUCUCUGUAGUCAGCGCUGAACUCGUGCAGGAAGUUGACAAAAGUUCAGGCACAGUCAUGACUGACUUGGAGAUUCAGACACUUUGCACGGAAAGUUAUGGCUCUCAAUUUGCUCGGCGUUACCAGGCCUUGCCUAAUGGAAAGCUAAACUCUGUGACAGACGCCUCUAAAGACUGGUACCUUAAUUCAUUUCAUCGUAUCUUCAAGUCCAUCUUCCUGCCCCAAGGUUAUCCUGAGAGUGUAAGCACGGACUACCUCGCCUACCAGUUCUGGGACACCAUCCAGGCCUUCGCAAGCAGCAUCACAGGGACACUGGCCACCCAGGCAGUGCUGAAGGGGGUGGGGGUCGGGGAUGAGACCUCCACCGUCGCAGCUGCCGCCGUCACAUGGAUUCUGAAAGAUGGAACAGGAAUGUUGGGCCGAAUCGCUUUCGCUUGGAGCAAGGGGAGCAAACUGGAUUGUGAUGCUAAGCAAUGGAGGCUCUUCGCUGAUGUGCUGAACGACGUGGCCAUCUUCAUGGAGAUCAUGGCGCCAGCUUUCCCAGCAUGCUUCACGCUCAUUGUCUGCACCAGUUGCUUUUUUAAGUGCAUUGUGGGUGUGGCCGGAGGAGCCACCCGUGCGGCUCUCACCAUGCACCAGGCCCGCCGGGACAACAUGGCCGAUGUAUCAGCCAAAGAUGGAAGCCAGGAGACGCUAGUGAACCUAGCUGGCCUUCUCUUCAGUCUCUUCCUGAUCCCUCUUGUGGUGGACAAUUUCCCCCUCACCUAUGCCUUCUAUGCUCUCUUCACCAUCCUCCAUCUCUAUGCCAACUACCAAGCAGUGCGGGCAGUUUGCAUGGAGACCCUUAACCGUGCUCGGCUCCAUCUGGUCUUGCAGCAUUACUUGAAGCGGGAAGAAGUUCUUGGUCCUGCUGUCAUCAACCCUCAGGAGCCCCUUCUGCUAGGGUUUCGUCAGCAGCUCAAGAUAACUCUUGGGACUCCUCUUCAUACAGUGACCUCCAGUGUUGCUGACUUCCAGAAAGCUCUUGAAGGCAAUGCUUCAAAUUACUUAAUUUUCUUCAACCGACCAGCAGGGGUGAUCUCUAUCCUGCUCCAUCGGCAAGCAGACAGUGUGGAUGUGAUUAAAGCCUACACCCACGCCCUUCUUCUAGAGGCCUUACUCUGUGAAGAUGUGGAAAACUGUGCCUUGGAAAGAGGGUCCCUCCUGCAUUUGCAGCAUCAAUUAUGUAAAGAAUCCGGUAACGAGGAUCCCAGGAUAAAUUCCGAAAUGCAUCAGUUCUUAGAUAGGAUAUUUCCCAAAUUCCUGGCAGGACUGACAUCUGCUGGAUGGGUAACCAGUCGAAACCUUCUGGGCCCUGAGGAAUGGCGGAUAGAGUGGCUCAGCGCUGAGAAGAAAAUGCUCUGAUUCUGAUUCUGGAAGAAUUUUUAUGCCAAGAACCUGAUUUAUUCAAUCAUAGAAAAGGAGGAGAUCCUUGGGGUUGUCUUUUACAAAAACAACUGUAGAUUUGGAUUUGCCUUGCCUCAGUUUACCACUCCUUAACUGUAAAAUAAAGAUGAGGUGCUGACAACGUAAAA
Molecule: messenger RNA, 1917 nt
Organism: Crotalus tigris (Tiger rattlesnake)
Lineage: Eukaryota; Metazoa; Chordata; Lepidosauria; Squamata; Viperidae
Gene: RUSF1
Product: RUS family member 1
Exons: 16
Coding region: 302-1747 (481 amino acids)
Source: RefSeq, a predicted model, not a curated record